Balearica regulorum gibbericeps (East African grey crowned-crane) is the source of this 1153-nucleotide messenger RNA. Lineage: Eukaryota; Metazoa; Chordata; Aves; Gruiformes; Gruidae. The record is from RefSeq and is a predicted model, not a curated record.
AUGGCGGCUACGGCCGAGGAGACCGCAGUUACUGAUCGAGAGGGACUCCUGAGGAGGGUGCGGGAGCUGGAAGAGGAGGUGAAGCGGCUGCAGGAGAAGCUCCAAGAGGACGAGGAGGGCGCCGGGAGAAGAGAGGCUCCUUCGGCUCCUGGGAAAGCCAAGAAACGCCAGCAACGGCCGUUCGAUUUUGGCGCCUACGGCCGCAGACACGUGGCGCUGAGGAUCGCCUACCUGGGCUGGGGCUACCAGGGGUUUGCCAGCCAGGAGAACACCAGCAACACCAUCGAAGAGAAGCUGUUUGAAGCCUUGAAGAAGACACGGCUGGUAGACGACAGACAGACCUCCAACUACCACCGCUGCGGGCGGACAGACAAAGGAGUCAGCGCCUUCGGACAGGUGAUUUCCCUAGAUCUCCGCUCCAACCUGUCGGAGGGGAAGAAGCUAAAUGGCCACGAGGGCGAUUCGGGAGGCAAAAGCGAGGGGGAGGAGGAGCUCCGCUACACCCAUAUUCUGAACAGGGUGCUGCCACCUGAUAUCCGGGUGCUGGCCUGGGCCCCUGUGGAGCCCGAUUUCAGCGCCCGGUUCAGCUGCCUCAAGAGGACCUACCGAUACUUCUUCCCCUGCGCCAACCUGGACGUGCCCCUCAUGCACGUCGCAGCCCAGAGGUACGUGGGGACACACGAUUUCCGUAACCUGUGUAAAAUGGACGUCGCCAAUGGGGUGGUCAACUUCCAGAGAACGAUUCUCAGUGCUGGAGUAACGUGGGUGGAGAGAGGAGGAGAGAGCGGGCUGCAGGAUCCCUUCCGUCUGUGCCAGUUUGAAGUGACAGGACAGGCGUUCCUCUAUCACCAAGUCCGCUGCAUGAUGGCGAUCCUCUUCCUCAUCGGCCAGAGGAUGGAGAGGCCAGAGAUCAUUGAUGAGCUGCUGGAUGUGGAGAAAAACCCCCGAAAACCUCAGUACAGCAUGGCAGUCGAGUUUCCCCUCGUCCUGUACGACUGCGAGUUCGAAAACCUUCAGUGGCUCUACGACCGAGAGGUGCAGGAGUUCAACGUUACCCACCUACAGCAGCUCUGGGCCAACCACGCAGUCAAAACUCAAGUGCUACGGGACAUGUUACGAGGGCUCGAUGCUGCUCCUGUGGCUACGGGGAAAA